Messenger RNA from Enhydra lutris kenyoni (northern sea otter), 2958 nucleotides. Its product is annotated as fibronectin leucine rich transmembrane protein 2. The transcript has a single exon. Lineage: Eukaryota; Metazoa; Chordata; Mammalia; Carnivora; Mustelidae. Bases 66 to 2048 code for a protein of 660 amino acids. Gene Ontology annotation, molecular function: protein binding. The record is from RefSeq and is a predicted model, not a curated record.
UAAUUUUCUUUUUCUUCUCUUUUUAGUUUCCCUACCACCUUGUAUUUUGUUUCUGUACUUCAGAAAUGGGCCUACAGACCACACAGUGGCCCAACCAUAGGGCUUUUUUCCUGAAAUCUUGGCUUCUUAUCUCCUUGGGGCUCUACUCACAAGUGUCAGAAAUCUUGGCGUGCCCUAGCGUGUGCCGCUGCGAUAGGAACUUUGUCUACUGUAAUGAGCGAAGCUUGACCUCAGUGCCUCUUGGGAUCCCGGAGGGCGUAACCGUACUCUACCUCCACAACAACCAAAUUAAUAAUGCUGGAUUUCCUGCAGAACUGCACAACGUCCGGUCCGUGCACACGGUCUACCUUUAUGGCAACCAACUGGAUGAAUUCCCUAUGAACCUUCCCAAGAACGUCAGAGUUCUCCAUUUGCAGGAAAACAACAUUCAGACCAUUUCACGGGCUGCUCUGGCCCAGCUCUUGAAGCUCGAGGAGCUUCACUUGGAUGACAACUCGAUAUCCACAGUGGGGGUGGAGGACGGGGCCUUCCGGGAGGCUAUUAGCCUCAAACUGUUGUUUCUAUCCAAGAAUCACCUGAGCAGUGUGCCUGUGGGGCUUCCUGUGGAUUUGCAAGAGCUGAGAGUGGAUGAAAAUCGAAUCGCUGUCAUAUCAGACAUGGCCUUUCAGAACCUCACAAGCUUGGAGCGUCUGAUCGUGGAUGGCAACCUCCUGACCAACAAGGGCAUCGCCGAGGGCACCUUCAGCCACCUCACCAAGCUCAAGGAAUUUUCCAUCGUGCGGAAUUCCCUCUCCCACCCCCCUCCCGAUCUCCCAGGUACACAUCUGAUCAAGCUCUACCUGCAGGACAACCAGAUCAACCACAUCCCUCUGACAGCCUUCUCAAACCUGCGCAAGCUGGAACGGCUGGAUAUAUCCAACAACCAGCUGCGUGUGUUGACUCAAGGGGUCUUUGAUAAUCUCUCCAACCUGAAGCAGCUCACUGCUCGGAAUAACCCCUGGUUUUGUGACUGCAGCAUUAAAUGGGUCACAGAAUGGCUCAGAUACAUCCCUUCAUCUCUCAACGUGCGAGGUUUCAUGUGCCAGGGGCCCGAGCAAGUCCGGGGGAUGGCCGUCAGGGAGCUGAAUAUGAAUCUUUUGUCGUGCCCCACCACGACCCCUGGGCUGCCCGUCUUCACCCCGGCCCCAAGUACAGCCUCUCCAACAACUCAGCCCCCCCCCUUCUCUGCCCCAACCCCCAGCAGAAGCAAUACCCCCCUGACUCCCACCACCUCCCGGCUGCCCACCAUUCCUGACUGGGACGGCAGGGAAAGAGCGACCCCGCCAAUUUCUGAACGGAUCCAGCUCUCUAUCCAUUUUGUGAACGACACGUCCAUUCAAGUCAGCUGGCUCUCUCUCUUCACGGUGAUGGCAUACAAACUCACGUGGGUGAAAAUGGGCCACAGUUUGGUGGGCGGCAUCGUCCAGGAACGCAUUGUCAGCGGUGAGAAGCAGCACUUGAGCCUGGUGAACCUAGAGCCCAGAUCCACCUACCGGAUUUGUUUGGUGCCCCUGGAUGCUUUUAACUACCGAGCUGUGGAAGAUACCAUUUGCUCUGAGGCCACCACCCACGCCUCCUAUUUGAACAACGGCAGCAACACUGCUUCCAGCCACGAGCAGACGACUUCCCACAGCAUGGGCUCCCCUUUUCUGCUGGCCGGCCUGAUCGGGGGGGCAGUGAUAUUCGUGCUCGUGGUCUUGCUCAGCGUGUUUUGCUGGCGCAUGCACAAAAAGGGACGCUACACGUCCCAGAAGUGGAAGUACAACCGAGGUCGGCGGAAAGAUGACUAUUGCGAGGCCGGCACCAAGAAGGACAAUUCCAUCCUGGAGAUGACCGAAACCAGCUUUCAGAUCGUCUCCUUAAAUAACGAUCAGCUCCUUAAAGGAGAUUUCAGACUGCAGCCCAUUUACACCCCGAAUGGGGGCAUUAAUUACACAGACUGCCAUAUCGCCAACAACAUGCGAUACUGCAACAGCGGCGUUCCAGAUCUGGAGCACUGCCACACGUGACAGCCAGAGCCCCGGCGUUAGGAAGGCGGACGGUGAGACUCUCCAGAACACACACGUGUGCGCACCUAGAGACGCGCGAAUUACAUUUGAUAAAUGUUACCCAGAUGCAUUUGUGCAUUUGAAUACUCUGUAAUUUAUACGGUGUACUAUAUCAUGGGAUUUAAAAAAAAAAAGUGCUAUCUUUUCUAUUUCAAGUUAAUUACAAACAGUUUUGUAACUCUUUGCUUUUUAAAUCUUAAAAAAAAAAAUAGUCGCUGAAGUACUGUACAGGGUUGUACAAGGAGAACCCAACGCCAAGGCAAAAGACGGAGUGAUUCUUCCUCAUGAGGCACAUUAACCAUUUUUGCUGUGGAAGCUGUCAGAGUAAAUUCCUUUCUUACCGUCGGCCGGUGGUUACAUGAAAGGGCAGAUUAGAAGAGCUCAUCAGGGUAGGCUAAGUGAUGGGGGUGAAACAAGAAAUGGCCCAGAUACCUUCAUGCUAUUUCUGCCCUUCCUAGUCUGGAAGAGAAGUUAAAAAUCUCCAAAUAGAAGAAAGGAGGUAGCUACCCUGAGUUGACCCAAAGCAGGAAAUAGAGAAAAGCAUCAUGAGGAAGCCCGUUCCUGUAAGAUAAGUUAACCCAACCCGGCAGAACCCAGCAAAUGACAUUUCGGAAAAGAACUUCAAACUCGGGUGUUGGCUUUCUGACCGGGAGCUUAAAAAUCACUCCUCAUGCUUCCCUGACCCUAUAUGAUAACAGAGUUAGAGACCUGAGUCUGAUUUCAGUCAUCUGCAGGGACAGGUAGGAUGUUCCAGCAAGAAAACUCCCUUUAAAAGUGUUACUAUUCAAAUUAUAUGUCAGGUUGAAUCACAUUCAACAGAGAUAUAUUCUAGAAUACUUUUUUAGAAGAGGCUAAUAAAAUAAUGGGAAGA